Aspergillus puulaauensis is the source of this 1287-nucleotide messenger RNA. RefSeq lists its product as uncharacterized. Bases 1 to 1287 code for a protein of 428 amino acids. The transcript has a single exon. NCBI's taxonomy places the organism in Eukaryota, Fungi, Ascomycota, Eurotiomycetes, Eurotiales, Aspergillaceae. The record is from RefSeq and is a predicted model, not a curated record.
AUGCCAUGCAAUUGCUGUAAUCGACACCGCACCGACCGGCCAUCACCUUCGAGGUGCUGUCACCACCAUCGCAGGUCUAGGUCUAGGUCCAGGUCCAACUCCAAGUCCAGGUCUAAGUCCAAGUCCAGGUCCAAGUCCAAGUCCAGGUGUAGGUCCAGGUCCAGGUCUCCUUGCAGAGCCAGAUCCCCCAGCAGGGACAGACACUGGCGCAGCCCAUCACGUCGCGCAUACUCCUACACCGGAAGAGGACAAUCCGACAAGUGCAAUAACUGUGGUGAUGACUAUGACACCUGCAGGAAUGCCUGCGUGCGGCGAAUCUUCAAGGAUAUGGUGGACAACCUAGCAAGACUCCAAACAGCCAUGAACCAGGGGCAGGACAAGAGGGAGCGCAAGACUAUUCUACGCUCCGGCCCAAUCCCCGCCACUGAUUCUAAAAGACUCACUCGUCCUGCUGAUGUGCUUAAAUGUGACAGGCCUUGUGAAUGUCAUGUUGUCGCCCAGCCUACUCCGGCUCCUCAACCAGCAGCACCGGCGCCAGCCCAAUUACAAGCGCCAGCUCCAGUACAAGCCUCAGCUCCAGCCCCAGCUCCAGCACCAGAACUGGCGACCUGGACCGCUGCUCCAGUCGGCGCACAGAUGGACAAUGGCGUGGGUAUGGGCGCUCUUGACUUGAUCGAUGACUUUAACGCUGGUUUAGGUGGCGAUUUCGAAGACCUCAUGGCCGGCGGUCUCUUCAACGACCUCGCAGCGCAAUAUAAUCUCCCGACCUCGCAGCCUGCGCCUGUACCUGCGCCUGUCCAGACACAAGCUCAAACACAACCACAGUACCCAGAUAUCAUGGGAACCGCCCCGCCCCGUCCAGAGAACAGGGCCCUUCCCACAUCAACCGCCAACAUGCCGGGAACGCCCCCCGUUAGUCCAGAUAUCAGCCCCGCGGCUCCUGGCCUCGCCUGGACAGGCGAUGCCUGGCAUGGUCCUGUAUGGACUGUUACUCUGCCAACCACACCUGCGCGCCCUGGUGCUCGGCGACGACCGGUUACUCGAAGCAUGUCGAGAGCCCGGCAGUCUUCCUCUGUCUCGAGUCAUACGCUGGGCCGCACGGAUGAAGCGUCUGUUAAGGAGGAGGACACGGAAUCAGGUACGAGCAAUGGACAGGACCGGAAUGGGGGGAGAACGCCGGGGAAAGUUAUUGAUUUGGAUAAGGAUUGGACGGAUGAUCUGUUUAGUGAUGGCGAGUCUGGGUUUGAGUUUACGCCUGGGCUUCGUACGCCUGGGGAGGUUGAGUAG